CGCCACCUAGUUCGCGAUUCCUGCGUACCGUUGAUGAGUCAGAGUGCAUUUUUAUCACGGUAGAAAGUGUAUUACGGGAUAGUCGCGCCGCGGUCCCCUUGUAACAGGCUCGACAAUGUUCAGUUGGUUGAAAAGAGAAACGAAAACAGAGGAGGUGGUGGAAAAUGUGUUGGGUGAGCUGAAAAAGAUUUAUCGCAGUAAAUUGUUGCCGCUGGAGGAGCACUACAAUUUCCAUGACUUCCACUCGCCGAAGCUGGAGGACUCGGACUUUGAUGCGAAGCCGAUGAUUCUGCUGGUUGGCCAGUACUCGACUGGUAAAACCACCUUCAUCCGGUAUCUGCUGGAGCGCGAUUUUCCCGGUAUUAGGAUCGGGCCGGAACCGACGACGGAUCGCUUCAUCGCGGUCAUGUACGACGAUAAGGAGGGCAUGAUUCCCGGCAAUGCGCUCGUCGUCGAUCCGAAGAAACAGUUCCGUCCGCUGGAAAAGUAUGGCAACGCUUUCCUCAACCGUUUCCAGUGUUCCCACGUUCCGUCGCCCGUGCUACGAGCGAUAUCGAUCGUUGACACGCCCGGCAUUUUGUCCGGCGAGAAGCAACGUGUGGACAGAGGGUACGAUUUCACCGGCGUGUUGGAAUGGUUUGCGGAGCGCGUUGAUCGCAUUAUACUGCUGUUCGAUGCGCACAAGCUGGACAUUUCGGACGAAUUCCGACGCUCGAUCGAAGCACUGCGCGGACAUGACGACAAGAUUCGGAUAGUGCUGAACAAGGCGGACAUGAUCGAUCAUCAGCAGUUGAUGCGCGUGUACGGUGCUCUAAUGUGGUCCCUCGGGAAGGUGCUGCAAACGCCCGAGGUAGCACGUGUUUACAUCGGCUCCUUCUGGGAUCAACCCUUGCGGUACGAUGUGAACCGAAGGCUGUUCGAGGACGAGGAGCAAGAUCUGUUCCGCGAUUUGCAAUCGCUACCCCGUAAUGCCGCACUGCGCAAACUGAACGAUCUCAUCAAACGGGCAAGGUUAGCGAAGGUACAUGCGUACCUGAUCGCGGAGCUGCGGAAAGAAAUGCCUCAAAUAUUCGGCAAGGAUAGCAAGAAGAAGGAGCUGAUUAAAAAUCUAGGCACCAUCUACGAUCGCGUAUGCCGGGAGCAUCAGGUUUCGAUCGGCGAUCUGCCCGACAUUAAGAAAAUGCAAGAAGUGUUGGCCAACCAGGACUUUACCAAGUUCCAUUCGAUUAAAAUGCCGCUGCUGGAAGUGGUGGACCGCAUGUUGUCGGUGGAUAUUGCUCGAUUGAUGAGCAUGAUUCCACAAGAGGAGAUGCAGCUGGUUUCGGAACCGCUUGUCAAAGGACAAACCAAUGGCUCGACAAUGGAAACAAACUUUUUGGACCAUCUUCUUCUGCUGAAAGGUGGCGCAUUCGACGGAGUGGAAGACGUCGUAUCGCCAUUCGGUUACCGGAAGGGCGAAGGAAUCGAUGCAGGGUACGGGGAGGUCGAUUGGAUAUGUAAUCGUGAUCGUGCCAGAACGGAUCCCAUCUUUGAGUCACUUCAACCGGUUGAUGGAAAGAUUUCCGGUGCCGCGGCUAAAUCGGAGCUGAUCAAAUCGAAGCUACCGAACAAUGUGCUGAGCAAGAUUUGGAAGCUGUCCGACUACGAUCAGGACGGUUUCCUGGACAUCGAAGAGUUUGCUCUGGCGAUGCAUUUAAUCAACGUCAAAAUGGAUGGCAAUGAGUUACCUACGGCCUUGCCACUUCACCUGGUGCCACCGUCCAAGCGACGGGCGGACUAGGAUUAGAUA
Molecule: messenger RNA, 1789 nt
Organism: Anopheles maculipalpis
Lineage: Eukaryota; Metazoa; Arthropoda; Insecta; Diptera; Culicidae
Gene: Past1
Product: EH domain-containing protein 3
Exons: 4
Coding region: 116-1780 (554 amino acids)
Biological process (GO): endocytosis; endosomal transport
Cellular component (GO): cytoplasm; plasma membrane
Molecular function (GO): GTP binding; protein binding; calcium ion binding
Source: RefSeq, a predicted model, not a curated record